AUGCCUGCGCGUCGCCGCUACUCGAGUGUGUCAUCCUCGUCGUCCGGCACCUUCAGCGAGCCGAGUGAUCGCGGUAACAGGAGCGGCAGUGACAGCAACUCUUACUACGCAGGAUCCGGUUCCUACCGAUCCGUGUCCUCCGUGUUGACCUCCUCUCGGUCCGGGGCGACGACCACCGCAGCCACGACAGCCAGCUCCACCUCAGCUGUCGACUCGUCAUCCACGAAUGCGUUCUCAGAUGUGCUGACAACAUCAUCGGGGUACGGGCACUCCUCGGAACCGCCCGGGCGCGCAGUGCCCCGCCCCGCUGCCUCCAGAUCGAAGGCCGUUGGGCACAAAACUACCAAAGGCGCGAGUGGCGUUGUCGUCGCCAACUACGAGAACAAGGGGGCAGGGGAGACACUGGCGCAGCGGACAGCCUCCACUUUCACGGCGACCACCACCGCCAGCAGUGCCACGGUGGACGACACCGGCGCGCUCGUGCGUGCGCCGCAGUCGCCGAUGCCGCAAGCGGCACUCGCACCCGUCUCCAACCGGACCGCGGGCAUCGCCCGGGUGAAGCCUUACCACGUCUCUGAGGAAGAGCUGGUGCGCCACCCAUGGGUGCCGGUGGACUGCGACACGACCGUGGACGCGCGCAAGGAGGGUGGCAAUCGCGGUGGGUUGGCACUCAGUGUGUUGGAUACGAUCCACACGGCCCCGAUAGCGGUGCCUCCGCCGCCAGAGGAGGUGCAGCGACGCCGCGAAGAGGGCAGUCUGACCUAUCCGAGCCGUCUGAUGUUCCGCUUUGUGCCCAGCUCGUCACCAGUGCGCCACAGCGCUGUGGCGGAGGGCAAGGACGGGACGGGAAACGGAGGCGGGGGAGCGAAAUUGGGAGCUGACGGCGCCACCGCCACACGUGCGCGCAAGACCUUCGUCCCCUGCUGCUACCUCCAUGGUUGCUGUGAGAAGGCGCCGUGCGGAGUGAAAAGCUACACGGCGACGCGGCAGAGGCCUCACCACCCCCUGCGCAGCCAUCACGUGCCGGUGGUGAACUUCCAUACGACGCGUGAGCAUCGCAUUCCGGUGGAGGGCGUCCAAAACGUGUUGCCGAGCGUCGAGGAAGCUCCCGGCGGCCAAAACCUCCAAGUCGACAUGACGGGCACAGAGGAGCUCCCGAAGCGGCUGCAGAAGGCAAUACAGCCACGCGACCGACCUGCCAGCGGCCUGUGCUUUGAGAAGUCGUACGCCGUUGUGCAGGAAGCUGGUGGAGGGUGGGACGGGGCCGGGAAGUCUGCCUUCAUGCGCGACGGCGACCCGCAGGGCUUCUGGAUCGCGCAGCUGCACAGGCGUGCAAGCAUACGCCUCGAGCCCAUCGAGAUCGAGUGA
Messenger RNA from Leishmania mexicana MHOM/GT/2001/U1103, 1368 nucleotides. RefSeq lists its product as hypothetical. Lineage: Eukaryota; Euglenozoa; Kinetoplastea; Trypanosomatida; Trypanosomatidae. Bases 1 to 1368 code for a protein of 455 amino acids. The record is from RefSeq and is a predicted model, not a curated record. The transcript has a single exon.